This is a messenger RNA of Brassicogethes aeneus, 490 nucleotides long. NCBI's taxonomy places the organism in Eukaryota, Metazoa, Arthropoda, Insecta, Coleoptera, Nitidulidae. The record is from the annotation of a GenBank genome assembly.
ACAAUAAUUAUUAAAUAAGUUAUAAAUAAUAAUAUUUUUUAGAUUUUUGAUUUGUGAAGAUCUCAAAGACGUCCAAAGAGGCCUGUCUCUAGAGACGAACAUGCUCGAGCAAAAUAUGUCCAUUAAAUCUGUAGUGGUGGAUUUUUUGACGCCUCCGCUUGCAUCAAGAUCGUUAAAGAAUCUAACCAAAAUUAGAAACUUUAGAACGCCAGUUAAUGAUGUAGUCAGCAAAAAUAUUACAAUGGUGCUUGAGAAUUUGUUGAAAAACUACGAGAGUUCUCAGUUGCCCACACACGGAAAAGAAUCAUCUGACUCAGAAUUAUCUGAAAUGAUACUGAACAGAUCGAAGCAAAAGGAAGCAAAGCAAAUGCAGAGUACGCUACUAAAUUUAGCCUCCGCUUGUGAUAAAACUGGGGUUUCUGAUCGAUCGGCUGCAAUCAUAGUAAAUGCUGCAUUAUUGCAUUUAAAUAUAAUUAGUAAAGAAGAGUAA